AUGUGUAAGAAAUUUGUUCCUGACUUCGAAAAUAAAACAGUAUCGGAGAAAAACGAAAGUGCAACACAGUUACAUAUGAAGUGGAAGAGCAUUCGUGACUGUUGCACAAGAGAACUCAACAAGAGAAAAGCCUCAAAAAGUGGUCCUCUUGCAGAAACCCACAAACAAUAUUUAUAUUUCCUAUCACCUGUAACUGCCACUAAACCACCAGAGUUGGAAGAAGCUGAUACACAUACUGAUGAGGCAAAUAAUUCUGAUGUACAGGAUGGAGUUGCCUCCAAUUCCCGUAAGAGACAAAAGGUGACAGAUGAGGAGAAAUUAUUUCCGGUACUUGCAGCAAACAUCAAGGGAAAAAAAAACGCAUCAAUGGCCAAAGCAGAUGACCCUGACAAACAUUUUCUCCUAUCAUUAUUAGAUGAUUUGAAAUCUGUGCCACAACAUUUGCAAAUGGAUGCUAAAUUUGAAAUAAUAUCAGUUUUGAGAAAGCACAGCUGGUCUUACAGUUCGCUAGACAACUAUAAUAUUCAGUUCAUUUCACAAAUACCAAUGCCUGUAUACUCAAAUUCACCCAUAACUGUACCUGCAUCUAAUCCAAGCCCAUGUACAUCAAAUCGUGAUAGCACACUUCUACCUGUAUCAUCUGAUUCACAAGUGGUCACUGAUUUAUUCUCUGGGUAG
Molecule: messenger RNA, 678 nt
Organism: Schistocerca americana (American grasshopper)
Lineage: Eukaryota; Metazoa; Arthropoda; Insecta; Orthoptera; Acrididae
Exons: 2
Coding region: 1-678 (225 amino acids)
Molecular function (GO): DNA binding
Source: RefSeq, a predicted model, not a curated record